AUAAUGGUGACAAGUUUGCUCUUUGCAUGUUUGGGUGGUCACUUGUUGCUAGGCAGUGUUCACUUGGGUCAAUCAAAUUUGCCACCUAAGCCAGUGAAAAACAAUGUGCAUCAGUCAUGCCUGCUAGUCUAUUUGCAUAACAAGCUCGGGACAGAAACUGUAGUGCAGGGGGUGGGGAGCUCCGGUCCGUCGUGAUCAGCUCAUCAGCAAGCUGCGUAAAGGCCUGAAAUGAUCACAACCAAUUGAAUCAGGUGUGUCAGAGUAGGGAAGGAUCUAAAAGAAGCACGAUAUGGCUCUCGAGGAGUUGGAGUUCCCUACCCCUGUUGUAGUGCAUUGUAAUUCAGACACAAAAAGAAAUUCCUACAAAGCCUUUUGUGAAUUUUCACUAUGAAUGCAACGGAAUAGUUUUACGCCAUUCGACUUUUGUGAUACAGUGGUUCACUUCUCUGGCAGGUCACCGUAUCGAUUGCCUGCAGGCUGGUUGUCCCGCUCCCAGCGCUCAAUAGUAAUUAGUUGGCCUCCUGACGCUAUGGCACAAAAGCCCAGCGCGGCCUCCUGUUAUCCCUGAACUGGACAUUCACACCAGUAGAGAUCAACUGCUCCCUCAUGUUAAUUGACUCACUGACGUGUGAAACGCUGACCUGCAUUGUCCACGACGUCAAGUUGACACCAUUGGCCACUUUUUUUUUUUCCGUGGACAAAAGGUCAUUGGCAGCCACUUGAGCACCCCGCAAGGUGGAUCCAGUGCAGCGUCACAGCAACAAAAAGCUUCGCAGCCUGCCCAACUAUUUCAUCAUGAACCUGGCAGUAAGCGACUUCCUCAUGGCCUUCACGCAGUCACCAAUCUUCUUCAUCAACUGCCUCUACAAAGAAUGGGUGUUUGGAGAGAUGGGUUGUAAAAUGUAUGCGUUCUGCGGUGCCUUGUUUGGCAUCGCCUCCAUGAUAAACCUGCUGGCCAUCUCCAUCGACCGCUACAUGGUGAUCACCAAACCAUUGCAGACCAUCCACUGGAGCUCCAAGAAAAGAACCACACUGGCCAUUAUCUCUGUGUGGCUCUAUGCACUGGCCUGGAGUCUGGCUCCCCUUGUUGGAUGGAGCUCUUACAUCCCCGAGGGCCUGAUGACAUCAUGCACUUGGGAUUACGUCACAUACACAGCGGCCAACAGGAGCUACACCAUGAUGCUAUGCUGCUUUGUCUUCUUCAUCCCGCUUCUUAUCAUCUUCUACUGCUACCUAUUGAUUUUUCUGGCUGUCAGGAAGACCAGCAGGGAGGUAGAGAGACUAGGCACCCAGGUGAGGAAAUCCACAUUACUCCAUCAGAAAUCCAUCAGAAGUGAAUGGAAACUGGCCAAGAUCGCCUUUGUGGUCAUUGUGGUUUAUGUCCUCUCCUGGUCACCGUACGCCUGCGUCACACUCAUUUCAUGGGCCGGCCAUGCCAACAUCUUGUCGCCAUACUCCAAGUCUGUUCCUGCUAUCAUAGCAAAAGCCUCCACUAUCUACAACCCUUUCAUCUAUGCCAUCAUUCAUAAUAAAUACAGGUUGACUCUGGCAGAGAAGUUUCCCUGCUUGUGGUUUCUGUCUCCCACUCCUCGAAAGGAGUGCAUCUCCUCCUCAUCCAUCAGCGAAUGCUCCUUCAGGGACUCCACCAUCAGUCGCCAGUCCACCGCAUCCAGGACUCACUUCAUCAGAGCGUCCUCUAAAUCGACUGACAUGGUCCCAAGAGAUGUGGAGAUGGAGUCUCUCGGAAGAAAGUCUGGAAAUUCAUUUAGGAGUGUGUCAUCCUACCAUCAGUCCAGCAGAGGCAGCUCCUUCAGGAGGCCACUGGAGCACAAGACCACCCAUAAAGAGGAGAAGCAUCCAUGUACCAUGACUGAGUCAUCAGGCAACUGUGACCAUGAACUGGUUUCUAGCACGCUCACCAGCGCCACUCUCCCCCUACUAGUUCUUACCAGGAGGCGUAGUCGCAGUCUGACCCACAAAGACUCAAAGAGGGACAAAACCAUUCCCGACAGGCCGCAAGGCUGCAAGAGCAACUCGGCUGACUCCCUGUGCAUCGGACGAGCCUCGACGGCCGAGCCGCAGGCAUCGCAGCAGCAGGGUGUCCCUCGAAUUGUCGUCAUCAGUCCCACGUCCGAGAGCAGACUGGUCCAGCAGGACAGCCUCUGCUUGGAGGAGGCGAUGGCAAAUAACGUUUUGGUUAGUCUGAACUUCUCGUCUGAGGUUUUGGAAGCGGUGGAGUUGCUAUCCUGACUUGUUGGAGGACAUUUUGGCUCUUCUCCAUUCUCCAUGUUGCGUCGCAGCAGUUUUUUUAAAGGCUUUGUCUUUCACGUUGUCAAUGUACAGUAUUUCAAUCUUUCAGUGAUUUGUGGUACCCUAAUGAGUUUGGCAAAAAGCAUACAGUCCUCUGAGCCCCAAACCCUACACCUUGGACAGUUUGCCAGUAAACUGUUGAAUGUUGGUCGUUUGGCCGAAAUCAAAUUCCACACUAAGUCAGCUGUGUGAAACCCUGGACAACACCAGAAGAAAAAAAAGGCAAUCAAGGCUACAGGUAAUGAUAAACUGGCCUUAAUGCUCCUGCACUGGGUGCAAAUAUACAAAGUUUGAGGGAAUUUGGAGCCAGAAGAGAAGGGUC
Messenger RNA from Hippocampus zosterae (dwarf seahorse), 2632 nucleotides. Its product is annotated as melanopsin-A-like. Bases 796 to 2250 code for a protein of 484 amino acids. Gene Ontology annotation, cellular component: membrane. Gene Ontology annotation, biological process: G protein-coupled receptor signaling pathway; visual perception. The record is from RefSeq and is a predicted model, not a curated record. The transcript has 9 exons. NCBI's taxonomy places the organism in Eukaryota, Metazoa, Chordata, Actinopteri, Syngnathiformes, Syngnathidae. Gene Ontology annotation, molecular function: G protein-coupled receptor activity.